Molecule: messenger RNA, 3460 nt
Organism: Artibeus jamaicensis (Jamaican fruit-eating bat)
Lineage: Eukaryota; Metazoa; Chordata; Mammalia; Chiroptera; Phyllostomidae
Gene: FADS1
Product: fatty acid desaturase 1
Exons: 12
Coding region: 180-1502 (440 amino acids)
Biological process (GO): lipid metabolic process
Cellular component (GO): membrane
Molecular function (GO): oxidoreductase activity, acting on paired donors, with oxidation of a pair of donors resulting in the reduction of molecular oxygen to two molecules of water
Source: RefSeq, a predicted model, not a curated record
AUAGGAGCGCGCGCAUAGGGGCACGGUGAUCCCGGCCGCGGGUGGGGAAAACCGCGCGGCCGGCGGCUGGCUCCGGGCGCGCGCCAGCAGGCCGCCUCUCCUAGCACUCGAGGCCGGCGCGCCCCGAACGCUCGCCUGGCCACUCCUACCCAGCCGGCGCAUCACAUCGCCAGGCCCCGAUGGCCCCCGAGACCGCGGCCCAGGGGCACACCCUGCGCUACUUCACCUGGGACGAGGUGGCGCAACGCUCCGGGCGCGAAAAGGAGCGGUGGCUGGUGAUCGAACGGAAGGUGUAUAACAUAAGCGAGUUCACCCGCCGGCACCCCGGAGGCUCCCGGGUUAUCAGCCAUUACGCUGGGCAGGAUGCUACGGAUCCCUUCGUGGCCUUCCACAUCAACAAGGGCCUCGUGAGGAAGUACAUGAACUCCCUCCUGAUUGGAGAGCUGUCUCCGGAGCAGCCCAGCUUUGAGCCCACCAAGAAUAAGGAGCUGACCGAUGAGUUCCGGGAGCUGCGGGCCACAGUGGAGAGGAUGGGCCUUAUGAAGGCCAACCACGGGUUCUUCCUGCUGUACCUGCUGCACAUCCUGCUGCUGGACGUGGCCGCCUGGCUCACUCUUUGGGUCUUUGGAACGUCUUUCGUGCCCUUCCUCCUUUGCGCGGUGCUGCUCAGCACGGUUCAGGCCCAGGCCGGCUGGCUGCAGCAUGACUUCGGACACCUGUCUGUCUUUAGCACCUCCAGAUGGAACCACCUGCUGCAUCAUUUCGUGAUCGGUCACCUGAAGGGGGCCCCUGCCAGCUGGUGGAACCACAUGCACUUCCAGCACCAUGCCAAGCCCAACUGCUUCCGCAAAGACCCUGACAUCAACAUGCACCCCUUCUUCUUUGCCCUGGGGAAGAUCCUCUCUGUGGAGCUUGGGAAGCAGAAGAAAAAGUACAUGCCAUACAACCACCAGCACAAGUACUUCUUCUUGAUCGGGCCCCCAGCCCUGCUGCCUCUCUACUUCCAGUGGUAUAUUUUCUAUUUUGUUGUCCAGCGGAAGAAGUGGGUGGACUUGGCCUGGAUGAUCACCUUCUACGUCCGCAUCUUCCUCACUUACGUGCCGCUGUUGGGAGUGAAAGGCUUCCUGGGCCUUUUCUUCAUGGUCAGGUUCCUGGAGAGCAACUGGUUUGUGUGGGUGACGCAGAUGAACCACAUUCCCAUGCACAUCGAUCGUGACCAGAACAGGGACUGGGUGUCCACCCAGCUCCAGGCGACGUGCAACGUCCACAAGUCUGCCUUCAAUGACUGGUUCAGUGGACAUCUCAACUUCCAGAUUGAGCACCACCUUUUCCCCACGAUGCCGCGGCACAACUACCACAAGGUGGCCCCCCUGGUGCAGUCCCUGUGUGCCAAGCAUGGCAUCGAGUACCAGUCCAAGCCCCUGCUCGCGGCCUUCGCCGACAUCGUCCACUCGCUGAAGGAGUCCGGGCAACUCUGGCUAGAUGCCUAUCUUCACCAGUAACAGCAGCCCCCACCUGGAAGAGGAGCCCCUGGAGCCAAGAGAGGGGAACCUGUGGGACAAAGCCACUACAGUUCUGAUAUCCAGAGGGGGUCUGUUUGAGAUAAAGGCUGUGGCUCAGACUCCUCCCCUUUGUCUUCAGCAGGAUGCAAAGAGGGAGGGAACACGCACAUUCUCUGCAAAAGGGAUGGAGCUGUUAGGGGAGGGGUGUGAGUUUUGUUUUUCCUUUCUUUGUGUGUCAGGUGCAGAUGGUUGGUGAGUUAAGAGGGCGUCAGGAAGCUGUUCGAAGAAUAGGGAGACCAGCUGAGCCCAGAAAUCAAGAGACUUAGCAGUAAAAUUCCAGCCAGUGCCUGGGAGCUCAGCUCCCUUCAGGGCUGUGCCCUGUUUGCCUCAGGCUACUGCAGAAGCAAGUUCUCCAUAUUUAGAAGUAAACAGGGCAAAGGCCAGGACUGUGGUGUUGAAGACACCUGCCCCCCCACCCCCACCCCCAAGGAUACUGCCACUGCUGAUUUUGGUCUCACGUUCCAUCUGAAGUACCAAGGGAGCAUUAGGUCCUGGGUCUUGCCGAAACAGUCAGCAGAGUGUUACUGGCCAUCAGAACUCCCUUCAGCUUUUGAUUCACCUCCUAACCAGCACGCGAGCGGCAAAACACUCCUAGACAGGGAGUGCACUUCUUGCUCUGUGAACAAAUGAGCAGAUAGGCAACUGAAUUUUCUCCUUAGAAACGAAGAAAGGCCUGCUAACGGUUCUCUUAGCUUCUCUGCCUCUAAUUCCAGGUUUAACGCAGUAGCAGUCAGUGAGCGGUCAUCAAGCUGGGAGACACUGAAUCACCAGUGACGAGGAAAACACAGGUUCACUCCUCAGGGAUGUAAGGGUGGAGAUAAGUUUUCUGAACACCCAUCGUGCGCAGCCUUACCGUAGAGCAGGACGAUGGAGUCAGUCACUGCAUAGUCCUACACCAGGAAGGGAAAGGCACACCCGGUUUGCGCUCAUCUGUUGCCGUCUUGGGCACUUAACUCUGUCAGUUCUGUUCAAGGAUCUUCCUCUGCUGGAGGCCAGGUAGGAAUUUAGGAUGAUCUCUUAUCAGUGUAAUACUGAAACACAAUUUUUACAAGAUCUUGUUUUUUUAAAAGAUAAAAACAGUCGGACCCAUCCCCAGAGAGCUACCAUAGGAGUGUGCCCCAGAGUCCCACCUCAACUCCAGGGCGCGCCAUCAGCACCCACCCCUCUCCCCACCCCCCACCAUGGCCCUUCAGUCCAGCCGAGAGGGUUCUUCGCCCUGUCUUCAUUGGAUGACAUCUGCCACAGGCACACUGAGCGUGUGGGACGCUGGUGGGAGGGACCUCAGACUGGAAGGUCACAGAACCCUGGGCGAGCUGUGCUCGGUGCUGGGAGAGAAAGGUAGCCAGGUAGGUCAGGGUGCUAAGGCGUGUUGGGACGGGACUAGAGGCACCGCCGAGGGAAUGGUGAUUACUCAGAGGUUUGUCGAAACAAAAGUUAACAAAACAGCCUUGCUGAGAACAGGUUGCAGAGGAGUUCAGGUCCUUUUCAUUUCAGCAGAACGUGGUUUAACUUACAAUUGAAGACUUCCACUCUCACCAGCCAAGUCCAGAUCCUCAGAGCACCUGUACCACGUGGCCCUCCUUCCUUGGCCUAGACCAGUGGGGUCUCAUGUGGCCGAAGGGCGGCACACCAGUGACAAAAGGCUCAGACUGCACGAGGGACAUCAAAUCUAAUGACCAGAAAACAGGCUUAGGACAAGUCACAGGUCACGGCAGAACUAAUAUUUGAAUUCACUCCUGAAAAACUCCAACUUUCCUGUUUGUCCCUGUUUUUUCUUACCACUUGGCCAGAGGCGUUUUCUUAAGCCCAGUAUCGCUGUCUUUUUGGUACGUGCCAACUUUGUUAACACAUUUUGAUGACGUAAAGCUGAAAAAUAAAGUUAAUUUUGACCCAGUGCA